This is a messenger RNA of Stylonychia lemnae, 1029 nucleotides long. The record is from the annotation of a GenBank genome assembly. Lineage: Eukaryota; Ciliophora; Spirotrichea; Sporadotrichida; Oxytrichidae.
AUGGAGAAAGUUUCUGAAACCAAAGAUAUUGUUGAAUACAUUAGGUCAAUAUAAGAAGGCUAAUGGAAAGCAAAUCUCUUAAAUGUGGCUCUUGAAUUAAACGUAUUUAAUGUACUCCUUGAAAAUUAGAAACUAUCAAGCACAGAACUGGCUAAUAAAUGUGGAGUUAAGUUCCAUAGGCCAAGUGAUUUCUUUAACGCCUUGGUUGCUGCAAGAUUUUUAGACAGAGACUAGAAUGACCUUUACUCCUUGAGUGAAAUUUCCUAAAAAGUGCUUAAUCCAAAUAAUUACGAGCACUAUAUGGUGCCAUAUUUUAUUUGGACUACUUCAAGAGCAUUUACUCUUGGGAUUGACAGAUUUAAAUAGCUGCUUCAAUCGGAGGAGAUUGAAGAGAAAGUCUAAUUGGGAUCAGAGUAUUACACUGAUGUCCCGCCCCCAGAUUUCUUCUCAGAUGCAAUGCAUGGUGUAUCUAUGCUAGCCUCUGUUUCUAUUCCCUAACUUGAGUUUUGGAAAGAUUUUAAGACUUUUGCUGACAUUGGUGGAUCUAAAGGCACUGUCUCAGUAUAAAUUUGCAAGGCUCAUGAGCAUAUCUUUGGAACAGUAUGCGAAUUGCCGUCUGUAUAGGAAAAGUGCGAGUAGUAUAUAAAAGCUUAGAAUUUAAACGAUAGAUUAUAAUUUCAAGAGCUUGAUUUUUUUAGGCAAGAAUUUCCUGAGGUUGACGUACUUAUUUUCGGUCAUAUCCUUCAUAAUUGGCCUAUUGAAACAAGCUAAAUGAUUCUGUAGAAAGCCCGGAAAGCCUUAAAUAAAAAUGGCGCAAUUAUAGUUUAUCAAGCCUUUUUAGAUAAUGAGAAGAAAAAUAAUUUCAAAAGUGCAAUGAUGGAGCUCAAUAUGGCCUUGAUGGGAAAAGGACAAGAAUUUACUGAACAAGAAAUUUUAGAUUUAAUCACAAAAAAUGGAUUUUCGGAUGCCAGAAUUCAUAACGAUAAAUCUUUUAAAGCUGCUAUUGCUUUCAAAAGAGAAACUGAUUGA